Molecule: messenger RNA, 2694 nt
Organism: Acanthoscelides obtectus
Lineage: Eukaryota; Metazoa; Arthropoda; Insecta; Coleoptera; Chrysomelidae
Source: the annotation of a GenBank genome assembly
GCCAGAUGUCCCUACGGAGACGAUCUACGAGAGUUUCGUCAUCGGCAGUACCCACCAGUACGACAUCGCACCGCGUCGUUUUCCGUUUGAGCUUUGCAUAAAAUAUUUUGAGUGGUAACGCGAUGACGCAAAUCUAGACGCCGUUUUCCGGAAAGUGUUGUUUUUUUUCUAUAUUGUGGCUUUAGGACAAAGGGGAUGGACGUUAAAAGAACUCGAACAUGUGGAGGAAUGUGUCGAUUUGAAUAAAUGAAUACCCCUGCGAUGUGGAGAGUAAUAAGCCUGAUCGUCAUUUUCCAGUCUCACAUCGUAAUCAGCAAGCUGACUGGUGAUAACAUUUGCCGUACGGAAGAAAGCUAUCCAGCAAAUGUCACUGAGUACCGCCUGAGAAACGCCACCUUUAGAAACUACAAAUGGUGCAUGAAUGUACCACCAAGAUGUUCCUACUACACAGUAAAAACCAUCAAUGAGUCGAGGGUUGUGGAAAAAAUCCUAACCAGAACAGUUGAAGAAUGCUGUGAGGGGUUCACCAAAAAAGAAGAAAUUUGCAUCUCGAAUUGCGAUGAAAACUGUAAAAAUGGCAAAUGUCAUAAUGGGGCCUGCCUGUGUUUCCCAGGAUUCAAAGGCCAAUCAUGUGAUGUAGGUUGCGACUUAGGCACAUGGGGCCCAAACUGCUCAAACAAUUGCGACUGUGAGUACAAAAGAUGCAAUCCAGUCAACGGAACAUGUUCAGUAGAACUCACUGUGACGUCAUCACCAAAAUCAAGCACAUCAAAAGACGUCAGUAUUACUAAAAGCGAAAAUAUCUUGACGUCAAAUGACGUCAGUAAUAAAAAUGGUGAAAUCAUUCAGACAUCAUCAUCAUCAACAGCUAGUACACCAAACUUCGUUAGUACCGAUAAAAGUGAAAUCACUUUGUCUUCAUCACCAAAACGUAGCACACCAACCCCCAUCAGUAUUAACGAAAUUACACUAACAUCACUGUCAUUUUCAAGUACGCCCAGUUAUAUCAGUACUGAAAGUGAAUCGAUGAUAACUACGAAAGGUUUGAGUACUUCUACCAAAGGAACUAGUUUAGAAAAUGAUGCAUUUACCAAUGCUACUGAUACAAACAAUAACGUGGUAGUAGUAAAAACUACUAGUGCUCCUGAAACGACUCCAAAAGCUACUGAAAUGCUAAGUAGCAUAAGCAAUACUCGAACAACCAAUCUGAUUACCCCGAGUACAACAGUUUCAAGAGAUACUGCUCAUGAAUUUUUAAUAACAAAAGGCAUACAAAAUGUGAUGGAGAACACAUCUCCAUCUCAAACAAAACAAUCUACUGUGCCACCUAGUAGGACUUCAAAUGUAUCAGCUCUAAGUUCUCGAUUUCACUCUACUUUAGAGCCCAUAACGUCUCCAAAGCCAACACAAAAAUAUACUGAAUUGAGUCAAGGCGUUCCGCAAAAAUUGGAUAUCACUAAAACGGGUUUAAUCAAAGAUGAUGUGAUGGCUAAAGUAACAAUACCGAUGCCAAAAAGAGUAUCUGUUCAGACAGAACCAAGAUUGACAGGUACUUCAACAGUUGUUGUUGCUUCUAGUUCCACCAAAGCUACAAUCCUACCUACAUCGCAACUAACAGCAUAUUUAAAUAGGUCAGCACUCAUUACGAAUUCGAAUGAAAUAGCAAUUCAUUCUACAACUGCUUUGGUCAAUAAUGUUACCAAAAUUGAGACAUCAGAAUCAUUCUCUAAGUCUUCUACCAAGCCAUAUUCAAACGAAAUAACAAAUCCGCUAUACAAAACCAGAGGCCUUCCGAAACAUUCAAUAACAACACCUCUAACAGCACCUAUUCCUAAAACUGGGUCUACAAUUGACCUGAGCAUGUCUACACGUACACCAAAACACGCUGAAGAUCAGUUAGACAAACCUGCUGAGGUGAAUACUACAAAAGAUACUAACUUGGACACCAUUUUGAAGGAGUAUACUGUACCAGUCGAGGUAAAGUACGAAAUUCCAGCACAGAAGAAAGAAAUAGCUUCAACUCAUGAAAACUACGCUGAAGAAAAGAAUUAUUUGACCCUUGAAGAUCGAGGUUAUAUUAAUAAACACGUGUCAUCGGAUACUGAGUAUUUUGUAAACACUUUCACGGCAGCUGCUGUCGUUGUCUUGGUUGUUGCUGUUUUGUUGAUGAUGUUCUUGGGCUGGAACAAUUGGAGAGGCAAAAAGGCGAUGGAAGGUAGAGAUAGCAGUAGGAAAGGCGCAGACGCACAUUCUACGAGUAUUUUUCAUACACCACUGCCAGAUCCACCAAUAAUCGAAAAUCCAACCUAUCUUCUAACAACGAUUGAUUGUAAAAGGUGCAACACCGAAACACUACUACUGAAAGCUCAUCAAUCAUAUCCGAUCCAUAGGAUGUCUCAAAUGGGAGAAGUGCGAGAAUACAUGUACGAUCAUCCACCUUCAACUGGAAGCUACCGCGCAGCUUCAACAGUUGAUGCCGGUGACGUCAGCUGCUCCUACAUUGCUACUGAGAUUACUGAGCCAGUCUAUGAUGAGAUUCCGCUCAGAAAUGGCACCGGUAAUGUCAACGGUGCAAACUCAGAGGCCAAUAUGUGUUUAUAUGUCAAUACUGUUGGUAGGACGAAAUUUUAAUAUAUGAUGUCGUAUUUGUAAUGUGUUUGUGUAAUAAUGUCAAUAAAACAUUUUUUGUUAAAA